AUGGAUCGCAUUCUAAAAGGGGCAGUCAUUGUUUUGAUCGACUUUUUACUCUUCUAUUCUCUUUCUAAACGUAGUAGUUUUGAUUUUCUAUAUUGUCCACAAGAAGUGUCCGCAAAAAUUUGUUACCAAUUCCAUAUUAUUUUUAGAUCCAGACGACAUUCAUCAGAUUCAAAUUCUUCUUCCGGAUCAUCAACAGCCACGUUACCAAUACAUCCAUCACCAAAAAAGAGUACUUCCUCAUCUCGUCAUCAUCGUAAAGGAGGAACGCCUUCUUCAGAAGAUUCCUAUGUUCUAGCAGAGAAGCGUCGUUUAAAAAAAGAAUUGGCAGAACGUGAAGAAUCGUAUAUUACAAGAUUAAAAAAAUGGGAAGAAAGAGAAAAAAGAAUGGCAAAACAAUAUGCAAAGGAUCGUGAAAGUGAAGUACAACGAAAAAAGACUAUUGAUAAAGAAGCUAAAAAACUUAGACAAUUUUUGGAAGAUUAUGUUGAUGAAAGAGAUGAUUUGAAAUAUUACAAAGGUUCUGCCUUACUUGAACGUCGUCGAAAUUAUGAACGCGAACGUGAGGCUGAUGCUAAAGAUAGACAUGAAGAGAAACGUGAAAUGGAAGAGGUUAAGAAACAAUUACUUAAAGAAAAGGAAGAACAGGAAAAGUUACUUUUACAACAACAAAAGGAAAAAGAGAAAGAAACAACUCAAGUAAAGGAGAUUUGGGAGACAGUUCCCGGACGUCCUCAUAAAAAUGGUGUUGAAAAUAAGGAAACAGAUGGUAAAAAACCACUUCCUCCACCUAACAAUGAAGAAGACGAAACUUCAAGUCCAUCACCAGUUAAAAAGCCAAUAAUAACAACAAUACAGCAAAAAACAAUUCAGCCAGUAAAUGGUCUUUUUGAGGAAGAUGAAGAAGAGGAAGAUACUUUACAUCAAAUUAAAAAGAAAAUUAAGCCGUUUGAAAUUACAAGAGAGGAUCGUAUUCAAUCUUUGACGCCAGAAGAACGAAAAAAACUUAUAAAAGAUUUGAUUACUCGAAUUCCAACAGAACGUGAACAACUUUUUGCAUUUUCUCUAAGUUGGGAAUUUUUGGACAAACAAUUAAUGGAUUCAAGAGUUCGUCCAUGGAUUAAUAAAAAAAUUUGUGAAUAUAUUGGUGAAGAAGAGCCGUCUUUAGUUUCUUUUAUUUGUGAAAAAAUUGAUUCAAGAGCUUCUCCUGAUAAUAUUUUGGCUGAUCUUUCAAUGGUACUCGACGACGAAGCAGAAGUUUUUACAGUAAAAUUAUGGCGAUUAAUAGUUUAUGAAAGUGAAGCUAAAAGGCUUGGAUUAAAUGUAUUGCCUCAACAACAACAACAUUCUAGUAAUUCUGCAAAUAGAAGCAGCAGUGGAAAAUGA
This is a messenger RNA of Meloidogyne enterolobii, 1383 nucleotides long. Lineage: Eukaryota; Metazoa; Nematoda; Chromadorea; Rhabditida; Meloidogynidae. The record is from the annotation of a GenBank genome assembly.